Aptenodytes forsteri (emperor penguin) is the source of this 1731-nucleotide messenger RNA. RefSeq names its product NADPH oxidase 4 (gene NOX4). The record is from RefSeq and is a predicted model, not a curated record. The coding region runs from base 1 to 1731 and encodes 576 amino acids. Gene Ontology annotation, cellular component: plasma membrane; NADPH oxidase complex. Gene Ontology annotation, biological process: defense response; superoxide anion generation. Gene Ontology annotation, molecular function: superoxide-generating NAD(P)H oxidase activity. Lineage: Eukaryota; Metazoa; Chordata; Aves; Sphenisciformes; Spheniscidae. The transcript is spliced from 18 exons.
AUGCGGGCGUCCGUGUCCUGCUGGGACUCGGCACACGUUUUUUUCUGGCUCUUCCUCAAUGUGUGGCUCUUCUGGAAAACCUUCCUGCUCUAUUAUCAAGGGCUGCAGUAUUAUUAUUUGCAUCAGAUGUUAGGGCUAGGAUUGUGUGUUAGCAGAGCUUCAGCAUCUGUCCUCAAUGUCAACUGCUGCCUGGUCCUUCUACCAGUGUGCCGUGUUCUCUUGGCCUUCCUGCGAGGAUCUCAGAAGGUUGCCAGCAGGAAAACCAGAAGGCUGCUAGAUAAAAGUAAAACUUUCCAUGUGACGUGUGGUGUUACAAUAUGCAUCUUUUCAGUCUUACAUGUUGCUGCUCAUCUGGUGAACGCUCUUAACUUCUCUGAGAACUACAACGAAGACUUUCUGGCACUAAACGCAGCGAACUAUCGUGGUGAGGACCCGAGGAAACUGCUUUUUGCUACUGUUCCAGGUCUGACUGGAGUCAUUAUGGUGUUAGUAUUAUUCCUAAUGUGUACAGCUUCUACGUAUGCCAUCAGGGUUUCAAACUAUGACAUCUUCUGGUAUACACACAACCUUUUCUUUGUCUUCUAUAUGCUGCUGAUGCUACAUGUUUCUGGGGGAGUGCUCAAGUACCAGACCAACUUAGAGGAACACCCUCCUGGUUGCUUUAAUCCUAACAAAACACUUCAAGAGAAUAUGACGGUGCCAAAGGCUUUUGAAGAGACGUUUCCUGACUAUACUACUGAACCUUUCCCAGAGGACUUAUCAGUACCAGAACCCUUUGUACAAAAUAACUUUAUGAGAAUUUGUUCUGAGGAACCCAAGUUCCAGUCACACUUCCCAGAGACCUGGUUUUGGAUUUCUGGACCUCUGUGCUUGUACUGCGUGGAAAGGCUGUACCGCUACAUCCGCAGCAAUAAACCGGUCACAAUAACUUCAGUGAUAAGCCAUCCCUCCAAUGUCCUCGAAGUAAGGAUGAUGAAAGCCGACUUUAAAGCAAGGCCUGGUCAGUAUGUUAUUCUACACUGUCCAAGAGUGUCCACACUGGAAAGCCAUCCAUUCACCCUUACAAUGUGCCCUACAGAUACCAAAGCAACGUUUGGGGUCCACCUUAAAGUAGUAGGAGACUGGACAGAAAGAUUUCGGGAUUUACUGCUUCUACAUUCAAAUCAAGAUACAGAGAUUCUGCCCAUCUUUCAGCAGAGGCGCUAUCCCAAACUGUAUGUGGAUGGACCUUUUGGAAGUCCCUUUGAGGAAUCCCUGAACUAUGAGGUCAGCCUCUGCGUGGCUGGAGGUAUUGGAGUUACACCAUUUGCAUCAGUACUCAACACACUGCUUGAUGGCUGGAAAUGCUACAAGCUCAGAAGACUCUACUUCAUUUGGGUGUGCAGGGACAUUGAAUCUUUCCGCUGGUUUGCAGAUCUGCUCUGUAUGUUGCAUGACAAGCUUUGGCAGGAGAAUAGACCAGACUAUAUAAACAUCCAGCUGUACCUCAGUCAAACAGAUGGAAUACAGAAAAUAAUUGGUGAAAAAUAUCAAGCUUUAAACUCAAGGCUUUUGAUUGGACGACCCCGGUGGAAACUCCUUUUUGAUGAAAUAGCGAAGUGUAACAGGCGGAAGACCAUUGGAGUUUUCUGUUGUGGACCAAACAAAAUCUCUAAGAUACUUCAUAAACUGAGCAACAGCAGCAACUCUUAUGGGACAAGGUUUGAGUAUAAUAAAGAAUCCUUCAGCUGA